This is a messenger RNA of Otolemur garnettii (small-eared galago), 345 nucleotides long. RefSeq lists its product as uncharacterized. The record is from RefSeq and is a predicted model, not a curated record. NCBI's taxonomy places the organism in Eukaryota, Metazoa, Chordata, Mammalia, Primates, Galagidae.
GAGAUGCGGACGGUGGGUGGGAAUAAAGGGAAACGCUACUCCCAGCGAACCGCCGCCGUCGCUCCCGAGGCCUCACCAAAAUGGCCGCCGCCCUCUCGGCCGCCACCACCACCACCACCACAACCAACAGCUCGCUAUCGCUACCGCCGGCGAGGCCCGUCGUCUCGCGAGAGACAAUCACCCCGUGAGCUAAAGUAUGUUAGUAAUGGAGUCUGGACCCUCUGUUUGCCGUGGCAGCCUACUUCUGUAGCACUGGCUCGUUUUAUGUGAGGGUGAGAAAGCUUCUAAAUACCUGUGCCGUCUGUUCACAAACUUUCUAGGCUAAGAAUCCCUUAGAGAAUCUGA